This is a messenger RNA of Sorghum bicolor (sorghum), 1805 nucleotides long. Its product is annotated as mitochondrial inner membrane protein OXA1-like. Gene Ontology annotation, cellular component: mitochondrial inner membrane. The transcript is spliced from 9 exons. Gene Ontology annotation, molecular function: membrane insertase activity. Bases 67 to 1416 code for a protein of 449 amino acids. The record is from RefSeq and is a predicted model, not a curated record. NCBI's taxonomy places the organism in Eukaryota, Viridiplantae, Streptophyta, Magnoliopsida, Poales, Poaceae. Gene Ontology annotation, biological process: mitochondrial respiratory chain complex IV assembly; protein insertion into mitochondrial inner membrane from matrix.
CCUCUCUUCUCCCCUCCGCCACCACUCCCUCUCACCACCGCCUCGGACCGCGAUCUCCCCGCCGCCAUGGCUUUCUCCGCGCGGAGGAGCCUCGCCACCAGCCUGUCCCACCACUUCUCCCGCCGCCUCCACCCCUCCAUCUCGCACCUCAUCCCUCCUCACCACGACAACUCCGACCCCGCUCCCUCCCCUUCCUCCUCCCCCGUGCCACCGCCUCGGCCCCAAUCGCAGCAGCCCGCACCACCGUUCCCCUCCGCGCUUCCAUGGGCGUCGAGAUCCCGGGCCGUGGCCCCCUUCCCCCUCCCCUUCGCUCUCCACCUCGCUGCCCACCGCCACUUCUCUGCCUCGCCCCCCGACACGGACGUCUUGACGGACGCCGCCGCCGCCGCGGCCCCCGUGUCGGAGCUGCUCUCGGAUGGGGUGGCGUCCGCUGCCGCGUCCGUCCCCUUGCCGCCGGCGCCGUACCCAGGGGAGGUCGCCGCCGCCGCGGCUGAAUCAUUUCCUCCGGUCGCGGCCCUGCAGCACCUCCUCGACGCCGUGCAAUCCUUCACCGGGCUCAACUGGUGGGCCACUAUUGCGCUGACGACGGUGAUGAUCCGGUUAGUGACUGUCCCGCUGCUCAUCAACCAAAUGAAGUCCACGAUGAAGUUAAAUGAGAUGAGGCCAGAAAUUGAAGCCAUCAAUGAAGAGAUGCGAAAUUCAACUGAUCCAAGAUCAAUGGAAGUGGGGAAACAGAAAUUGGGGGAGCUGUUCCUUAGACAUGGAGUGACUCCAUUGACACCAUUGAAGGGCCUAUUCAUACAGGGACCUAUAUUCAUGAGCUUUUUCUUUGCUAUAUCAAAUAUGGUUGAGAAAGUCCCUUCUAUGAAAGGAGGUGGUAUGUAUUGGUUUACUGAUUUGACGACUCCUGAUAAUUUAUUCAUUCUCCCAGUGUUAACAUCACUGACCUUUCUGGCUACAGUAGAGCUUAAUAUGCAAGAUGGCAUGGAAGGAAAUCCUAUGGCAAAAACAAUGAAAAAGGUCUCUAGAUUUUUUGGAGUUAUGUUUGUUCCAUUUACAAUAGGCUUUCCAAAGGCAAUUUUCUUUUACUGGGUCACAUCAAACCUUUUCUCACUUGUUUACGGUGCUGUUCUCCGGAAUCCGGCUGUAAGACUCUGCUUAAAUCUUCCUCCCUUGGAAUCUCAUCCUACACCUGCACAAGUGCAACCCUUAAACCUGUCGCGCGGACCCGAGGCAAGUCCUGGAGUAGAUUCUCCUAUUUCAGACAAGGAAUGUGAGCAAUCGAGUUCUGUGCUAAGUACUGGAGCCGAUUCUCCUAUAGCAGACAAGGAAUGUGAGCAAUCGAGUUCUGUGCUAAGUGACCGUAUCAGAGAUCUUGAGAUAAGGGCUAAAUCAAGGGGUGGAUCUCAAGAGUAAUUUCGGGAUUUGUGCACAUGGAAGUAAUGAAGCGCACCUCCUUUGGGGUUUUGGUAUCCUUUUUGUUGCGAGCAAAGGAUACCCAAACUGAGGUAUAAUUUUGAAGAGGCGGAAAUUUUUUCAACAUAUAUGGGUCGACCAUGUUUCCGUGAAUAAAUUGGUGUAGUAUCGGCUUGUAAAAUCGUUGCACAGUAUGAUAUAACCUUACUAGCUAACAAUAGCCAUGAUGUUCCUUGGAUUAAGCAUAUUGUUGCUAUUGAGCAGCACACGUUGGUUUUUUCUAGUAUGUGCUUCAUGCUGAAAGCUGAAAUUUUGAGAUAUUUGUAUCUGUAUAUUUGCAAUGUUGUCAAUUUUUUAGAGCAGAAGUUGUGAUGUGACUUUUGGUUUUA